Messenger RNA from Ziziphus jujuba (common jujube), 2746 nucleotides. RefSeq names its product ATP-dependent DNA helicase Q-like 1. Gene Ontology annotation, biological process: double-strand break repair via homologous recombination. Lineage: Eukaryota; Viridiplantae; Streptophyta; Magnoliopsida; Rosales; Rhamnaceae. Gene Ontology annotation, molecular function: 3'-5' DNA helicase activity; four-way junction helicase activity; nucleic acid binding. The record is from RefSeq and is a predicted model, not a curated record. The coding region runs from base 184 to 2058 and encodes 624 amino acids. The transcript is spliced from 10 exons. Gene Ontology annotation, cellular component: chromosome; cytoplasm; nucleus.
UAUAUCAGAGCCUCUCAGUCAGUAUUUCAUGGCACGACGGCGUUUUAUGGACUUCCGUUCGAUAUUUUGUGACAGCUUCGCCAUAGGCAAACAUGCUCUUAGGUUUUCAAAAGAAAGCAAUUUGGCGCGGGAGAUAGUAAAAAGCCUAAAAGGUUGUAGACCACCACCACCACCACCACCAGAAUGGAGGACUACGAUCUGGAAUUGGAGAAAGCUCGGUUGCUGAGCUUGGCCCUCGAAUUUGGCUUCGAUGAACAUUCCGCGAACAAGUGCUUGGAUCGUCUGGUCAAGCUCUAUGGUGAGGAUGGCAGAGAUUUUGUCUCUGUGGAGCAUUGUGGUGAUGAUUUUCUUGCAUCAUUAGCUGAAUCUAUGGAAGACACCGAAGAAUGGGAUGAUCUACAGAAUGUAGAAUCAGAAGCCUGUGGUGCUUUAGAAAACAUCUGUGACAACAAGGUCCUCAACAAUGCUAACACUCAUAGACACAAGGAAAAACACAAUAUUAAUGUCAUUGAGAGUUCAUCUGCAUCUCUAGAAAACCCAAAUUUUGUGGAGUUGGAUUCUUCAAGUGACAGUGACUUAGAUUUCAGAAUUCUAGAAAAAAAUGGUGAACCGAGCCGCUCCCAUUGUCCUGAUAUGAGGGGUUCAGCCUUCAAACAGAGUUUGGCAGAAUGUUGUUCAAGAUCUUUGGACUGUCAGAGCACUAUCACUCGAGAUUCAGUUUCAAUAAUAAAUAAUAAGAAACAGUGCUCCCAGAAGCCAAAAGAUGAAGCUGAGACUCUCAGUUACGAACAGUUACAGGCUUUGGACGACUUUGAAUUGGCAAAUGUUGUAAUAUUUGGUAAUAGGACAUUUCGACCAUUGCAGCAUCAGGCUUGUAAAGCAGCUGUUUCAAAGCGGGAUUGCUUUAUUCUUAUGCCAACUGGAGGUGGUAAAAGCUUAUGUUACCAGCUUCCAGCGACUGUGCAACCAGGAGUGACAGUUGUUAUAUCUCCACUGCUUUCGCUUAUUCAGGAUCAGAUAAUUACGUUGAACCUCAAGUUUGGUGUUCCAGCAACCUUUUUAACUUCUCAACAAACUGCUUCCCGAGCUGCAGCUGUCCUCCAAGAGCUAAGGAAGGACAAACCAUCGUGCAAGCUUUUGUAUGUGACUCCUGAGAGAAUAGCUGGGAGCCCAACAUUUUUUGAUCUUCUAAAAUGCCUACAUCAAAAGGGACAAUUAUCAGGGUUUGUUGUUGAUGAGGCACAUUGUGUUAGCCAAUGGGGACAUGAUUUUCGUCCAGAUUACAGAGGAUUAGGAUGUCUGAAGCAGCACUUCCCAAAUGUCCCUUUGAUGGCAUUGACUGCUACUGCAACUCCUUCAGUUCGAGAGGACAUAUUACAAGCUUUGAGAAUACCCCAUGCUCUUGUCCUUGAAAGAAGCUUUGAUAGACCCAACUUGAAAUAUGAAGUAAUUGGUAAGACCAAGGAAACACUAAAACAGCUUAACCAAAUACUGAUGGAUCGUUUUAAGAAUCAAUGUGGAAUUAUAUACUGCCUUUCAAGAAGUGAAUGUGUUGAGGUUGCCAAAUUCUUGAAUGAGAAGUGUAAGAUUAAAACGGUGCAUUACCAUGCUGGUUUGUCUGCUAAUCAGAGAGUUUCUGUUCAAAAGAAGUGGUACAUGGGAGAGGUUCAUGUUGCUUGUGCUACAAUUGCGUUUGGGAUGGGGAUAGACAAACCCGAUGUUCGUUUUGUCAUCCACAAUACAUUGUCAAAAUCAAUUGAAAGCUAUUAUCAAGAAUCUGGAAGGGCUGGAAGAGAUAAUCUUCCUGCAGUAUGCAUUGUCCUAUACCAGAAAAAGGAUUUUAGCCGGGUUGUGUGCAUGUUACGGAAUGGACAAGGAUAUAAAAAGGAGAGCUUCAAGAGAGCAAUGGCUCAGGCUCAGAAAAUGCAAGAGUACUGUGAACUUAAGGAUAAAUGUCGGAGACAAACAUUACUCGAACACUUUGGAGAGGCUUUUGACCAGAAGACCUGCAAGUACGGAUCUAAUCCUUGUGAUACUUGUCUCAAGACAUAUUCCUGAGCAUAUUGGUGUACUUUUCUUUCCAUAAUGAGGUAUAUUCCAUUGUGGAUUUUAGCUACCUUCAAGAUGGAGCCAUGUCUUUUUAAAUUUCCCCCAUGAUAUCGUGCAUCCUGUGCGAGUGGGGAGUUUUCUUUUUGUUUUUGAAAGCUCAAAGCUGGUAUUACCCAUUGUAAAUGCCCCUAAUCCAACCAUUUAUAGGUGCAGAGAAAAGCGAACUAUUCCACUCUAAAGAAAGCUUUAAGUUGAAGCCAAACUUUUUACCUGCCACUUUUGCCUGCCACUUUUUUACCUGCCACUUUUGCAGCAGUGUCUCUCUUUCAUGGCAGUUUGGGUUAAUGUGUGAGGUACUACUCCAUUGAACCAGUUGAGCCACUGACUGAAAGAUUCAAAAUAGUCUAUUGCUAGCGAGUAGGAGAUUUGUAUUAAGAUACAAUUUCAUUAGCGUAAUCCAUGUGCUUAGAUGAAACUUUACUUAAUUUUAGAACUUUAUUUCUUCUGUUUGAUGGGCAAGACGAAUCACAAUUAUGUAUGCAGUCGAGAAAACAAAUAUUUGAUAAUUAUUUUGUCCUCGGAAGAAAUGCUUCUAUAUUGAGUCCCACAUGUCGAUGAUGAGGCUCAAUUUUGUGUUUUAUUUUAAAACUUUUAUUGGAUGCACAUAAAAUUUCAUCUCGAGUCCUUUUCCAUGGUA